This is a messenger RNA of Nymphaea colorata (pocket water lily), 1632 nucleotides long. RefSeq names its product NDR1/HIN1-like protein 10. The coding region runs from base 680 to 1468 and encodes 262 amino acids. Gene Ontology annotation, biological process: defense response to other organism. Lineage: Eukaryota; Viridiplantae; Streptophyta; Magnoliopsida; Nymphaeales; Nymphaeaceae. The record is from RefSeq and is a predicted model, not a curated record. The transcript has a single exon.
GGGCACCAAGAAUCUCCCCAAAUUACUACGAACCCACGCCCGUCUCAUCGUUCGUGGCAUCUCUCACCAUGAUUUCCUCCGAGCCAAGCUUGCCGCCACCUUCGUCAACUGCGGCCGGAUGCGAGAAGCCGGCACCAUCUUCUCCUGGACCAACAAGCAGAGUACCUACCUGCACAACGCGAUGAUCAGGAGCUACACCGACCGAAAAGAGUUCCGGAUAGCAUUUGAAGUCUACUGCCAUCUGCUUUCCUUAGAGAUUCCAGAUUCAGGCUAUCACGUCUUCAAACUGUCAUAUAUAAUUGGAUCUGGUAGUGGUCACCCACAACGCUAUACAGUAGAUGAAGCGACGACUUUCCGAGCAAAUUUAUAGCAAAGUCCAAACCUCUUAUAAAAUGGAGAUGAGAAAAGGAAAGUCAGACUACCCUUUAGUAUGUUUUGGCUCUAUUUCGUUUCCUUAUCUUUUGCUUAAAAUUUCAACGGUUGCUUCAUGUUUAAAAAUGGCUCAUGGAAAGAAUUUGUGGAGGCCAUGUCCAAUAUCCAUACUCGAUCGUAUCUCCUUUUCGUCUAAUAUCCAGGAGACGAUUCCUUCUUAUUCUUCCUCGUCCUCCCUAGUUCGCUAGUUCCCAAUUCAAGAGAUAUAGGAGGCCACUGAAGGACAGGUUCGAAGACAAGCCACCUGAUGAAGCAAGAGGCAAGCACUGAUCAAGGUAUUCCAAUUAUCUCUCCUCAUUCAUCAUUAAACCAAAAGCCUCUCAGUUCCCAUGAAAAACCCCAUUAUAACCACCACAGUUACAUCCUCAGGACCUUAUUUCUGCUUCUUCUUGUCUUCUUAAUCCUCAUCAACAUAUAUGACCUCCUCACUUUGCUCGUUCUUAGGCCAACCAUGUUGCAAGUUAGCUUACAAAAGGCAUCAUUAGUAGAAUUCAGCCUUCGGCAUAGAAGAAUAUUAAGUUACAAUCUUACACUGGAUGUCUCUGUGAGGAACCCCAACAAGAGAAGUGGGUUCUUCUAUGAAAGGCUUCAAGCAAUGGCCUUCUAUGGUGAAGAGCAGUUUGCAGAGGUGUCGCUGCCAUGUUUCUAUCAGGCACCAUUGAACGUUUCGAUGCUUCGUCCUUCGUUCGCCGGACAAUUACAGAUGGAUAACAGCUACGUUGUUGCAAGUGAUUUUAUCCUGCAAAGAGCCCAAGGUUGGUUUCAGUUUGAUGUUAAUUUCUUCGCUGAGGUGCGGUUGAAGCUUGGCCCUGUGAAUGCGACUAGCUAUAGCGCUGUGGUGACUUGUGGAUUGGUGGUUCCCUUGGCUUCCACAAAUUCAUCACAAGAUUUAAGCUUCAAUUGGACAAAAUGUGUUGCAGAGUUUCCAUCGUUGGGUUUUGUCCCUCGGGCUGUGCUCUCAAGUUCUUAUUGCAUUGUUCCCUUCAUAUUGAGCUUGUUGUAUUCGUCGGUUCUCAUAGCUUUACGUUUUGUGUGAUGGAGAUCGGUUGUCAACGAUGUUUGCAUACCGUCAUCUCUAUUUGUAGGUAAUCAUAUGCAUUUAUUCUCUAUUUCAAUGUUACAUUUAUCUCUCUCUCUUCCUCUCUCUCAAGUUGGGAGUCUUUGUUAGUAAUGUUGAAAUAAUGUCACAUUUAUUUCUCA